Messenger RNA from Mangifera indica (mango), 3305 nucleotides. Its product is annotated as AP-3 complex subunit delta-like. The coding region runs from base 167 to 3070 and encodes 967 amino acids. The record is from RefSeq and is a predicted model, not a curated record. Gene Ontology annotation, cellular component: AP-3 adaptor complex; membrane coat; endosome membrane. NCBI's taxonomy places the organism in Eukaryota, Viridiplantae, Streptophyta, Magnoliopsida, Sapindales, Anacardiaceae. The transcript has a single exon. Gene Ontology annotation, biological process: protein targeting to vacuole; Golgi to vacuole transport.
CUUUCAAUCAGCAAGCUCGCCCUCGGAUUAUUCGUCCUCUUCAAUCUUCAUAAACAAACAUGCGUUUUGCUUAAAAACAAAAACAAAACAAACCAAACAAAUCUCUUCAUUGCCAUAAUCAUUUCUAUGUAAUUCUUCAAUCCAUAACAGAGGACUCUUCUCUAAAAUGGCUUCUACUUCGAUCAUGGACACCCUUUUCCAGCGCAAUCUCGAUGACUUAAUCAAGGGCUUCCGCCAGCACCAAGUGAAGGAAUCCGUAUUCAUCUCCAAAGCCCUCGAGGAGAUUCGUCGCGAGAUCAAAUCAACCGACCUUCUUACCAAAUCCACCGCCCUUCAGAAACUCUCGUACCUCAACUCUCUCCAUGGAACCGACAUGUCGUUCGCUUCCUUUCAAGCCAUUGAAGUCAUGUCGUCCCCGCAAUUCCUCCACAAGAGAAUUGGGUACAACGCCGUCACUCAAUCGUUUCACGAGAACACCCCGGUAAUGCUUUUGAUUACCAACCAAUUACGUAAAGAUCUGAAUAGUCAUAAUCAGUACGAAGUGAGUUUAGCUCUUGAAUGUUUAUCCAGAAUUGGGAAUAUUGAUCUUUGUAGAGAUUUAACUCCUGAAGUUUUUACUUUGUUGUCUAGUAGUAAAGCUUUUGUUAAGAAGAAAGCUAUUGCGGUUGUUUUGAGGAUUUUUGAGAAAUACCCAGAUGCGGUUAGAGUUUGUUUUAAGCGUUUAGUUGAGAAUUUAGAGAGUUCCGAUCCGGUUAUUGUGUCUGCUGUUAUUGGAGUGUUUUGUGAGCUUAGUUCGAAAGACCCCAGAUCUUAUUUACCGUUGGCACCUGAGUUUUAUAAGAUUCUAGUUGAUUCAAAGAAUAAUUGGUUGUUGAUUAAGGUGGUGAAGAUAUUUGCUAGGUUGGUGCAAUUAGAGCCUAGGUUGGCGAAGAGGGUUGUUGAGCCAAUAUGUGAACAUAUGAGGAGGACUGGUGCCAAGUCUUUGCUGUUUGAGUGUGUUAGGACUGUGGUGAGUAGUUUGAAUGAGUAUGAAUCUGCGGUGAAGCUUGCGGUUGCUAAGGUUCGGGAAUUUUUGGUUGAUGACGAUCCAAAUUUGAAGUUUCUCGGAUUGCAGGCACUUUCAAUUAUUGCACCGAAACACGUGUGGGCAGUGUUAGAGAACAAGGAUUUUGUGGUGAAGUCUUUGAGUGAUGGGGAUUUUAAUAUAAAGCUUGAGUCUUUGCGUCUUCUGAUGGCAAUGGUGUUUGAGGACAAUGUGGUUGAAAUAACAAGGGUCUUAGUUAAUUAUGCGCUUAAGUCUGACCCUGAAUUUUGUAACAAGAUUCUUGGUUCAAUUUUGUCUACUUGUUCAAGAAAUCUGUACGAGGUAAUUGUUGACUUUGAUUGGUAUGCGUCACUUCUCGGGGAAAUGGCUAGAAUCCCACAUUGCAAAAAGGGGGAAGAAAUUGAGAAUCAGCUAAUUGAUAUUGGUAUGAGGGUCAAGGAUGUUAGACCUGAGCUUGUUAGUGUCAGUCGUGAUCUUCUGAUUGAUCCUGCAUUACUUGGUAAUCCUUUCUUACAUCAAAUAUUAUCAGCUGCUGCUUGGUUGUCGGGUGAGUAUGUUGAGUUCUCUAGGAAUCCAUUUGAGCUUAUGGAGGCACUAUUACAACCUCGUACUACUCUCUUGCAGCCCUCUAUAAGGGCAGUGUAUGUUCAGUCUGCAUUUAAAGUAUUAAUCUUUUGUUUACACUCUUAUCUCUUAAGCAAGGGAAAUAAAACUUCCUCAUAUCCUGAGAAUCUGUCAGCAGGAAUUUCAGAAACAAUCUCUGUAAGGAAGUGUCCUGAAAGUUCAGAUUUAGCAACAUCAGAAUCUCCUGCCCAUUAUGAAGAAGAUGAAGAAUUUGAUCCAAGGGAUUUAAAUAAACCAUUUAAAGAUUUUCCUAUUGAAAAUGGUCCAGCCACUUCUGCUUCUCUAGCCAAUGACAGUUUCACCCAAGUAUCUAUUGUUAACCUGUUAAAUUUAGUUGAACUGGCCCUGGGGCCACUCUCUGUAAACCAUGAUGUAGAAAUACAAGAGAGAGCAAGGAAUGUACUUGGUCUAAUUGAUUUGAUAAAGCAAGAAGUUAUUAAUCCUAUUGGCCAAGGAGAAGGGAUUUUGGCAAGGGAAGAAACUGUAGCUUCCAGUGUCGUGAAGUUGAUGCAUGAUGCCUUUUUUGAGGAGCUUGACCUGGUCUCAUCUACUGCUCAGUCAAGGGUUCUUGUACCAGAGGGCUUAACGCUUAAUGAAAAUCUUGCUGACUUGGAAAUCAUCUGUGGUGAUGUGCAAUCACCUUUGUCAAGUGCAUUUUCUCUUGGCAGUGCUCAAUAUGGGGAACUAGUUGGUGUUUCCCCAUCUUACAUCCGGAGCAAAGAUGAGCCAGAACCAUCAAAUGAGUCCACUGCUCUGCUUGCGGAACACCGUAAGCGGCAUGGCUUAUAUUAUCUUCCUUCAGAAAAGACUGAGACUGUAUCAAAUGAUUAUCCUCCUGCCAACGACCCAAUGUCACAGGAUAAACUCAAUAACAAUGCUGAUGAUCUACUAAAGCUCACAGAGCAGUCAUUGGCCCCAAAGAAAAAGUCAACCCAUGCAAAGCCUAGGCCAGUGGUGCUAAAACUAGAUGGAGAUGAGAUAUCCAUAGCAGCCAAGAAGGCUGAGCUGAAGGGUGAUACACUUUCUGGUGCAGUGCGGGAUGUAUUUUUAGCUAAUGAACCUGUACCUGUUUCAUCACUAAGUAACCAGUCUGAUAAGCCAUCUAGUAGGAGAAAAGGAAAGGAGAAAUAUACUAAUCUUCCUCUAGAAUCAGAGAAUAUUGGUGCUGAGGAGAUGCGUGGUCAGAGCAAUACUAGCUCAAGAAGAAGCAAACACCGUAGUCAUGGUAAAGAGAGAAGACACAAAGGUUCUGGGAAGAAUGUUGAGGAAAAUGAAGAUAACGUUCAGAAAGAAAAGAAGAAGAGUAAUCAUAGCCAUAGCAGGCAUAAAGCUGGACAAAAAGCUGAUGAGCCCUUAAAUGUGGUUACACAAACAGCAGUGGUUCCUGAUUUUCUUUUGUAGCAUUAUAUUUUUGGAUCUAUUUUUCCAGUGACUGCUGCAGAGAACUUGGUCAAUGUUGUCCCCUGUAUUCUAACACCUCUGAUUUUCAAGGUCAGUUUUGCUGUAGAUUUAUACAUUUUUUUUUUCACUUCUUGGUUGGGGAUUGUGAUUGUCUUGAAGUUUUACCUCUGGGAUUGGUUUGACGUCUUAUACUUUGUGACUUUCAUUUUAUGAAGUAAAAAUUUUCUGUACUUGA